GUAACUAACUGCUGGUAUAUCACAGUACCCAGACCUCUGAAUCAAUCACAGACUGCCAUUUCUUUGCCUGACCUUGUAAAUGGAAUUACUACAGUAUUAACACAGGCAAAGGCCAGACUUCAUUAGUUCUGCAGCCCAUGGGACGUACCCUCUUUUUAUUGCAGGAUAGAAUUAAACUGUACUUACCUUAAUCUAAGACACUUUUGUCACAGGGUAAUGAGUUUCGGUCCACAUAUACUAUUUUGCACAGUGUUAAAAUGGUGCAAAAAGUGUGCAUAAACAAAGCUAUAGUAAAUAGUGCAAAAAUGCCAGUCCUCUGUAACAAAAUAAGCAGCCUUAGAUCAAAACAUGUUUGAAUCUAGAAACCGUCUGCCCACUCUAGGAGCUUGUACUUAUUGGGCAGGUAAAAAGGUGUUGGGCUGUCUCUCAGAGCACAUGUAAUUAAUCAAGAAAUAACAGAUUUUUCUGCUGCUUUUUAAGAGGGAAGGAUGCAGAAGAAAAUAAGCCCCUUUCGUGCUAAGAAGAAAAUGAGAAGUCACCCCUUUCAUGCUAAUUAAUGCAUUCAGAAGCCGUACUGAAAGGAAUUUAAACUCGUGAUAGUCAUAAGAGGACAGAUAAAAGGAGAAAAAAACAGACCAAGUCAAAGAAAGCUGCAUAUGCCCUUAGUUAACAGACAGAAUACAAGUCUGAAGGAGAUUUUGCUUCAGAAGCCUGCCAUCACUUGGUACCUAAAUAGACCACAUCAAAUUCUGCAAACUCUGUUACGCUCAGUUGCAAACACCUUGAUGUUUGAACAGGACCAACCUCACAAAAUGCCCAGAAGAUAUAACCACCUGGACAGCAACUACUUCAAAGGGAAAGGACACGUCUAUUUUGCAGCAGAAGAAGCUCUGGGUAUUGGACUUUUCAUUUUGGUGCUGGCAAUUUUACUUGCCUUUGGCUGCUGGUAUUACAAAAGACGUAGUGGCUACAAAAGUCUGCACAGCAAAAGCUCUAGUGUGAGCACAAUACGGAACGUGGUGGGUGACGGAGAAAUACUGGACUGCAAAAUGGCUCUGCAGAACUACAGAGACUUUAAUUCUGCGGUACCUGAUGCUCCACCAGCUUAUGACAAAAUUGCUGCAGAUCAAUCACCACCGCCUUAUUCACCAUAACAUGAAAUUUGAAACCCUAAACAUACUGAUUCCAUUUACUCAUGCUCACUCUUUAUUUCCUGUAUAUGGCUAACUUACUUAAAGCUAAAAUCAUACAAAAGAAAACAACAUGUUUUCAUUAGCAGUUGCUGAAAACUAUUCCCACCUAAUUUACAGAACUAGUCUUUGAAAUGCCUUAAUAAAUCUGAAUGUGCUUUUGUUUUAA
Messenger RNA from Vidua macroura (Pin-tailed whydah), 1359 nucleotides. It is a transcript of the gene MLANA, whose product is annotated as melan-A. The coding region runs from base 657 to 1154 and encodes 165 amino acids. Gene Ontology annotation, cellular component: melanosome; trans-Golgi network; endoplasmic reticulum membrane. NCBI's taxonomy places the organism in Eukaryota, Metazoa, Chordata, Aves, Passeriformes, Viduidae. The record is from RefSeq and is a predicted model, not a curated record. The transcript is spliced from 6 exons.